Suillus fuscotomentosus is the source of this 441-nucleotide messenger RNA. RefSeq lists its product as uncharacterized. The transcript is spliced from 3 exons. Bases 69 to 305 code for a protein of 78 amino acids. NCBI's taxonomy places the organism in Eukaryota, Fungi, Basidiomycota, Agaricomycetes, Boletales, Suillaceae. Gene Ontology annotation, molecular function: oxidoreductase activity, acting on paired donors, with incorporation or reduction of molecular oxygen; monooxygenase activity; iron ion binding. The record is from RefSeq and is a predicted model, not a curated record.
CAGGCUACCGCCGAGCAUAAAAAUAAGAACGCGACCCAUUCAAGUUAUCGUAUGUCCGAAGAUCGAAGAUGUUCACAUUAGGUCUCUGUUCAUGUUUUUGUACGCUGGCUUUGGCGAGUUGGGCCUUUGCCAGAUCCUGGCGCUUGCCUCUUCCCCCAGGUCCACAAGGAAAGUUUUGGUUUGGAAACGAGGAGAUAUUGCCUUGGGAGCAUCCAUGGAAAGAGUUUGUUAACUGGUCCAAAAUAUUUGGGCCAUUAAUAUAUCUUUAUGCUUCUGGUCGGGACAUCCUCAUCGUCAACACCUGAGGCUCCCACGUUGUCAGGCCUGUUAGACGUACCACUGUGUCGGUGUGGUCGGUCUAAGUCGAGGCGCUUUGAGUGAUUCCCUGCCAGUACGAAUAAUUGUGAAUAUUUAUGGCCCUUUAAGCUUACCUGGCGACUA